AAAUAAGAGGAGAAGCUCUGGUCUCUGCUGCUAGCUGGGCUUUUUAUUUCCUAUUGGGUUUAUGGGCUAGAAAUUGAGCGUGGCAGGGUGAUGGGGCUUCCUUUGGGGACUUCAGGCUGUAUGAUGUGGGAUUUGCUUACACUGUCAUGACUCGAAGUGCUACGGACAGCAGUCUGGCACAGCUUAGAAUAUCCUCAAACAAGGAAUUUCUAAGUCUGUGGCACUGUUUCUCUUCCUCACUUUCCAGUACUGGCUGGUUAUGUAAAGCAGUUGUGCCUGUGGCAAGUUUUCAGGAAGGCAGUGAAAUUGAGUGGUUAUGGCUUGAUAUGUGGAUUUAAAAUGUCGGGACACAUCAUCAAGUGCCUCAGUUUCCCUACCUGUAAAAUGAUGCGUUGUUCUGUAAAGAGCUCUGCAGCUCAACAGUGAAAUGUUUGCCUAUGAGACAGGUAAGAGCCACCAGGUCCAGCAAGGGAGAAAUAGGCACCAUUUCAUUUCUUCGAUAAUGAUGUCAUCCUGACUGCUAAAAAUAAAGUUCUUAUCUUUCAGCUGCCAGGCAAAGAAAGCAGUGCACAGGUUGGAAGUUUUUUCCAUGUCAGUGACUGAUGCUUUAUUGCAGUUUCUGCUUUGAAGACUUGAAUUCAUUCCUAACUCAAAUGUGAGACAUAAAGAUAAGUAUCUUGACAACUCACACAACAGGUCCAUUGAUGGUGUGUCUGUCCAGGUGUUUGUAUGGGACGUGUCUCGGAAUCCAGACAAGUUGUUAAAGGAGUCAGUUCUACAGGCAUGCGGCUUUGCUGCUGGGAGGAGUAUGUUUUCAUAACCAGACAGUGUCUGAUACAGCUGAGAAUAGUAACUCUCACGCUGAGCUGUGAGGAGAGGUGAAGGAUCUGAGGGAAAGCGAUGGUAAGCAGAGGCAUUAUUCGUGGGUGGAUUCUUUUCCGAGCUGUCUUGAAGAUGUAACAAAAGUGCGAAGAAGGGACGAAAGCUGAUUUAUAGGGUGUCUUAGCACUGUUGCUGUAGGGAUUCUGGGACCUAGUCCUGUUCAUGGCAGCCUUGAGAGCUAUUGAGAGUUCCCCCUAACAGGUAACUAUAUGCUACCGGCUGAUUGUUGCUGCUAUGUGGGAUGCUGCUGAUAUGCUUGCAGUGCCUGGAGGUACAGCAGAACCCCACACUGAUUUUAGAGCAGGUGAAACCUUGCACGCUUUGCAGCUGUACUGUUUCCAUCUGUAGCUCCCCACCGGGGGAGAUAAAAUGUGUGCUUGCGGUGUUUGCUCUUGCAAUAUGUAGUAUGUUGCAAUGGUAUGGCAGGAAGGACCUAGUUUGGUGUCUCUCCAGCACAACUAUGGCCACUGCUGCCUCAAGUGUUGCCACCCCUCAUUGGUGGGCUGCAGCUGGGAACAGCUGCUCUGGUGAGUUUCUUGUAAGAUUGAAAGGCUGAUACAACUCAGGGGUGAGAGGAAGAAACAGAAGAUGGGACAGCAGACCUGAAGGACCUGUGAUGCUUGAGGAGAGCAGUAUGUACCGUCCCUCAAGAUGUAUUUAGCCCUGUCUAAAGAGUUGUGAUUGCCUUGGGGGGAAGCCUUGGAGACUUGCUUUGGGGGAAGCAUCCACAGAAUUCUCUCUUGUGAAAACUGGCAUGUGUGGGGGUAGAAUGAGGUCUGUCAUUCUGCGCUGACAAGCGGCUGGUGGAUGUGCUCCUCUGACUGCAAUUAUGUUUAUUUAACACAUGCCUCUCCACAGUCGUGCAUCCCAACACAAUGUUGAGUUGGAAUGGACAUGCCCCACACUGACUUUUCAGAGCUGAUUUAAGGGUCCUAAACUUGUGUUUAAAAUAGCCCCUCCAUUUUUUUUUUUUUCUAAAGAAGAUGGAAAGAACUGAUCCAAAAACCUGGUGGUUGUUUUGUUUGUUGAAUACUUCAAAGCAUCUAGCAGAUUUCUCAGAGGCAGUUGUUAACACAUGAAGCUUGCUUGUCUAAUGAGUGAAUUGAAAGUGUAAAAAGGAAUAAUGUAUUAAAAUUAAUUGGUAUUUCAACUUAAAAUCAUACCCCAUAAAGUUAAUUCCAAGAUUUUCAACAGCACUAAAGCAGCCUUAGCAAAUGAUAUAGUUUUACUCUGAAUCUGAAUGCAGAUGGUGUUUGUAGCCUUUAUCUCCAUCUUUUCUCUUUCCCCAACUAAAGAUUCUUUUCACCUAAUAUAAGGUAAUUUUUUCCAUCCACCAGAAAAUGUCUUAAUCUGAAACUAUCAGGAUUCCAAAGUCUUACUGAUUAAAAACUUCAGGUGGCUUUGGCAUGAUUACAUUUGACUGUUUGGAGUUUGCUCUUUAGGGGUCCAAUUUUUUUUAGAUUCCGUUAAGGAAUUUGACUUCUCAGGAGGAACUUUGUGAAUAUCCAAACCCUUUGCGUUGAUUCAAAGUAAUUAUCUAAAACUUGAGGUUUCUGGAAUUACUAGUUAACUAAAAAAAAAAAAAAAUAAGGCCCUGUAUGGUAGUAGUAGGGAGCCAUUUUGUGGUGUGAGAGAAAUCCUUUUUCCUUUUCUCAGGUAUGUUUUUGACCACCCAAGCAGAACUUUAUUAGCCAAGGGCUGGAACCCCUCAGGGACUUUCACUGCCUGGGUGGUGAUUCUUUGAUUCAGGGAAUUCAGUUCAUGAAAUUAUCAUCUUCAAGCCUCCUUAUCUUAAUUUUUUACCAUAUAAGUACUUUGGAGUGUGGUGGGUUUUUCUUUUUUCUUUUUUUUCUUUCUGGCAGUUCUUAUCUCUGCUCAUGUGCAGGAGUGGACAAGCUUGCAAUAUGCAACUAUGAUGAGUGAUUUUUUUUUUUUAAUGUCUCUAUUUUUGUGGACUUGCCCUGAGGAAUGUCUAACUUUACAUAAAGCUGAGAUGAUCCCCUGAGGGGAAGGGGAUGGGAAGAACCCCUAUGUAUUGUAGGUCUCUUCCCCCUGCACACCCAUUAACAUCUCUGGGUGCAGCAGGUACCUUGGCAGGGCAGGGGCUGCUCAGCCCCUUCCUCUUUGCAUUAAGGCUCUUGUCCAGGUGUUUUACCUGUGCAUGGCACCCAGGGAGGACCUUUCUGCCAUGACCAGUGUAUAAGCUUCUACCUCUUUUUGAAAAGCAUAAGUGCUUUCAAAAUACAGUAUUUGGGUCUGUAGAGAUACAGACAGGCACCUUUCCUGCGCGUUUCCAGGAACUGAUGAGAGGAACAUGCACAGGCAUACAGGCUCGAGCUCCUCUUACAGCUUCUAGUCACCAUAGUAAGCUGGUGUGGGUAAUGCGCUUGCAGAGCCUUGUGCCAGGCUGCUAUGCCCUGCCUUUCCGGGCCUAGCUGUAUGGGCAUGCCUAGAAUAGAUCUGGAUCUUUUUGUUUGACUUGUAUUGUCUGCUUUGGGAAUGGAGCAGUGUGCCUCUUUUCCUUCCCGGACUGAAGUGGUCUGUGCCUCUUCUUUUAAAGCAGGGAGUGGGAAAAGACAAUAGCGCAUUUCUUUUUGGUUGCCUCUUUUAUGAGUGUUUGGACUGAACCAAAUGAGUUUCCUGGCAGUGUGAAAUAGUGUGACAAAAAAAAAGUAGGGAAUCUGGGUUUUAAAGCCACAUUCUGAGCUUUCCUUGGAAAGAUGUGGCAGGUGGCAAACCCCCCCAAGGAAGUGUCUUGACUUCUAUUUCUGUUCCAUCCUCUUGCUGUAAGAAAGAUAACAUUGGUCCCUCUGCAGGCUGAUGUUUUAUUUAGUCUGUUUGUUGCCACCUGACUGUGCUCAACUUGCCCUCCAGCAAUUUACUGGAAUUCUCAUCAAUGAGAAAAAGUAGGUUGUUCUAGCACAGUUUGGCUAGGUUUGGGUGGAAGAAGUUUUGCUGUAAAGUUUUUGCGACUGAGAAAUCUCUUUGGUGCUACUCAGCGAGUUUCACCAGCACAUCUGGCCACUUGUGUGCAACUUGCAGCUGUCGUGGCUUGUGUUGCAUCACGCUUCUGCCAGAACUGUGGGAGAACAUCUGCCCAUCUGUGUAUGUAGUGUGGUGUGAAUGGAGGAUGGUGCAACUUCUUGCACCUUGAAAGAUGGGAAGAUUUGUUCAGCCGGUACUCAUGUUACAAAGUCAGCUGGCUAUUACCAGCCCAAAUUAGCCAGCUUGGGUUAAUCUGACCAGCUGUAGAGUAAUGCUGUGGUCCCACAUGAAGCUUUUGGCAUAGGCUAGAGCUGGCUGGGGAUGGCAAUACUGGUAGGGCCCAAGAAGGUUCACUGUGAUGAAUGUGGGUUUCAAGGCAAAUGGCAUGUGGGUAGCAAAGGUGCAAUACUACUUCAGGCUUCCUGUGGUCUAAGCCAUAAUGUUUCAGGAAGUGGCGUUUAACUCAGCAGGAGUUAGUAUCAGAGGAUAUCCACUGUUUACUAGUUGCAACAUGAACACCUUGGUUUUGGGCUGAAUUACUUUGAAAAUAAAUGUUAUAUAUAAAACCAAAAUAUGUGCAGGUUGAGGCUUUGCCUAGCCUACAGAAAUGUUGCUGGUGUGGACAACUCCUGAGGAGUUGGCACAAAGCCAGGGUCCUGCCACAAACGUAAUGCUAAAUCCCCACUUUCCUCUUAAUCUCAGGGAUUCUGUCUCAGGUUUUCCAACCUGAAUUAACAUCUGUCUCUCCUCCAGCAAAGUCAGGCCCAGGAGAGGGGUUACCCUGUCAGGUCCCGAGGAAGAGGACAGAGAGGACUGCGUUCUCCCUGGCCAGCACACUCUUUAGGGUAGAGGCCAAGGACUUCUGGUCUGAAGCAGAGGGUGACAAGAGCUGCUCUCUCUGAAACCAUCAUGGAACAGAUCAAUGGAUCUGUCCGGAUGGAGCAUGUGCUGCUGUACACCUUCCUGGAGGUGUCCUCUGACUGUAACUUCAGAGAGCAACUGCAUUCCCUGCAAAGCCAGGGGAUUGUGCCUUUCCUGAAAGGCAGCUACUGUUAUGAUGAUGAGGUGGAACUUCAGACUGAUGGUAAUCGGAGUGGCCACUUGCAGAAUGGUGAGCUAGUGCAUGACCCUGAGAUAAAUGAAAUUCUCCGGAUCGUUGCUACUCAGCUCGCUGAGAUUGGAGACCAGCUUGAUAAAGAAAUCAAACCAAGAACAGUAAAUGAUCUAGUGCAGCACUUUCUGAAUGAGAAUCUCUCUGGAGAGGAAAUAACCCGGUACAUGUCAGAGGCAGUGGAAGGGCUUGCACGAGCCCUCCCCUCAGACAUGGAACAGGAGAAGGCCAUGUUGGUGCUAGCGAUGGUCUUAACUAAAAAAAUUGCGAAUACAAUGCCCUCCCUUCUACAGCGUGUCUUCAGCACCACUGUGAACUACAUCAGCCAACAGUUUCACAACUACAUUGUCAGAAUGCUGCGUGACUGAGCUCUCCAGCCCUCUGUGUGAAGAAUGUAGAUUCAUGAAGACUUUUGACUUUUCUUGAUGUAUGCAAAUAACUUUCUGCUCUUAACUUAUGAGAAACAUAACAGCUUAACAGCUGUGAAAGGGAAGGCAGGGCUUCGUAGAUAGGCUUUUUGUAGACUAGCACAGCAAUGACAGUAGUGUGAGCUGCGUGCCAGCUCUGCCAGUACCUGUAAGGAGUAGUGCUCGCCCUCUCUCACUUUACAAUAGGGUUUUUUCUUUUUUUUUCUUAGCAGUAGCAGGCUUUUUGCAGAACUCUGGCUUGUGCCUCCAGGGGAAAUGCUGUGGGCAGAGAGCCUGCCCUCUCAAUAUUUUUUUUUUUUUUCCUAAUCAGCUAUAGCAUUUUGCUUUAGUUACUCUCUUUCCAGCCCUGCUCCUGGUGCUGCAGCUGAGCCAUGCUGAGUGUUAAUUGUUCCCAGGAAGGCCUCAGGCUGUAGAAUGGGUGGUUGAUCAGCACAGAUCACCAAGGGGAAAAGAAAAAAUCAGGUCUGUCUUAGAGGGGAGCUGGCAGCAAGAGGAAACAACCCUAAAGGAGGCAGGGGUGUUUGGCCAGGGAAGGCUAAAGUAAAGAUGCUUCAGUGUCGAUCGCCAUUAACCUGUGCUUGCUUGAAAAAUAAAGCUGGACAAGAAAUUGUAAAGAAAAGGGCAGGGGUACCUACAGGGCAAAUUUUUUCAGGGAACAAUUUGGAUAUGCUUGAGGAAAAGUGUUUAGCUUUAGAAUAUCUUGAUAUAAAGAGAAAGAAGGUAUUGACCUUGGAUCAGGAACACUACCUAGCAUCUCUUACAAGGGUAUUCUAGUUACAUCUCAGGUUGAACAAACUUGGACUCAGGUGGUUUGAUACGUACCUGUAAUCUAACACAAGGCAGUAAAAGCUUCAC
This is a messenger RNA of Aptenodytes forsteri (emperor penguin), 6261 nucleotides long. It is a transcript of the gene BID, whose product is annotated as BH3 interacting domain death agonist. Bases 4777 to 5346 code for a protein of 189 amino acids. Gene Ontology annotation, cellular component: cytoplasm; cytosol; mitochondrion. Lineage: Eukaryota; Metazoa; Chordata; Aves; Sphenisciformes; Spheniscidae. The record is from RefSeq and is a predicted model, not a curated record. Gene Ontology annotation, biological process: positive regulation of release of cytochrome c from mitochondria; positive regulation of intrinsic apoptotic signaling pathway; apoptotic mitochondrial changes. The transcript has 6 exons.